CACAGUUUAACCCUUAGGCUGCUUAGGUAACAAGUAGCAAGGGCUACCCCGGCUAGCCUAAUCAUUAGGAAACAGCUCGGGCACCGGAUUUCAAAGGGGACGUUUAUGCGACCACUUAUGUACCAAAGUAGAUUAGGAACAGCUUUAAGCCUUUAAGCUAAAGAUUCAAUGCCUCAAUACCUUAGGUACUAAGCUGAUAAUACUUGUUACAACUUCUUUCGACACCCGACAUAUUUUGAGAAUUGAGAGAAAUGCCUCUCAAGACGCUAUGGACUUUUGGUCGCGCCUCAUAGCAAACACCCGCUUGUCUUCGGGCAGUUCCAGCAAGGAUGCUGCACGGGAUCCUAUACGACGUCGACAACGUUUCGAGAAGGAAUACGGUCAACUACUACAAAUAUGGCGUAACUGUUCCAAUAUAGCUCGAGACGAAGAUGCCGCCGAGAACAUCGAACUCCGCCUCCAGGGGCUCACCAAUAUACUCGCCGACGAAUCCCGACGACCGUUACCUCAUCCUUGUGUAUCCUUCUCCGCUACUAAACAGAUCUACGUUCCCAUCGCCAAGAUAGCUACUUCGUCGUAUAAUGAGUGGAUUAUUAAGGAGGCUGUAUUAUUUUUUGCUACUCUGAUCGAGAGUGAGGAGGAAGCUUUCGUUGAGAGUGACACGUUUUCCGCGAGCUUGACUAACCUUCUGGUCCGUAUCACUGGCGUCAACAGCAUUCGACUAGGACCCGAUACUGAAGUGAAAGUUGUCGAGUUGGCAUUUAAUAUCACCACUAAAAUUCGUCUUGAACCUCGUAUCCUCUCCGCCUGGUUCAAAUCCCGUCCCGAGAGCCAUGCAAAUGAAGAGAAGGCCAAAGAUCAAAGGGAGAAAUUCGCCGGCAGAAUUCAGAAGCAGGACUUCCCUCUUUUCUAUCUAUUGAUGGAUUAUAUCCAUCAUGAAGGGAAAAUCGGUGACUUCGCCCGGACUGGUCUAUUAUACAUAAUCGAAGCUGCUUCAUCCUCCGUUGCUCUGGAACAAUGGAUUGUGGAGAGUGACCUAUCGACGCUGAUGGCCACCGGGCUUGGAGCGUUAUAUAGUCAACUGAGCCGGAAGCUGGUUAUCGACCAUCCCCCAGAAAAUCUUCCUCCGGUCCUUGCUUUGUCUGAUUAUCAACAUCCCACAUCGACCUUCGAAAUUGUUAGUUCUUGCAGCCCGGAUUUUCAGCUGCAUCUGGAGACGUUUCUUUCCCACCUCCUCUUCUGGCAGGAUGUACUCAACCACUGCCGAUCGGGGGAAGUCAAGUCGACUCUCCUCGAACAUUUCCAAGUCAUUUUCCUACAACAAUUGCUGUACCCUUCCCUUUUGGAAUCUUCCGAUGUGGAUGGAGGCUCGUCAGUAGCCGUCUUAACCUAUCUUCGACGUAUACUCGAAGCUUUAGAUCAUCCUGAUAUGAUCAACCUCAUCCUUCACUACCUACUGGCUCUUCCCGAUGCGGAGGCAUCCGCCCCGGCCGACGCUGAGCCGUCGGUGAGCGCCGCACGAAAGCGGAAGUCUAUGGAUCUCGCCACUAUGAUGGCUACUAAAGUUGAAUCUAGCUAUACGCCUCUGCUAUUUAAUCUAGUCGAUUUAAUUCGUUCAUGUUUGAAGUCUCGGAACCAGCAAACCGUGUGUGUUACGCUUCAGCUCGUGGCGGCGAUACUCAAGCGGCAUCACCGAUACGCGACGACGACUCUUCUUCACACAGAAGGCAUUGAUACCAAUACCUCUCGCAGGACGGUGGGUGCUCAUGAACAAGAGGUUGAGUUUCUCACCACUCUUGCUGGGUCUGUUGGAGGACAAGACAAUUUCAACGAGAUAUACGAGAACAUCCUGAAAGAUAGCAUGGCACGUGUAGAAGGUCACCCAUGCUCCCUCAAACUAGUCACUCCGAACCUUCCCACAACCAACACUAAGCUGCCAAUAAUUCCCGACUCUUUACCUGGUGCGCCCGGAGAUGUUCCGCCACAUACGUUGAGCGCAGAAGAUCCUCUUUGGAACAGUAUCUUAGACAUCCUCGAAUCAUUUUUCAUUAAUCCUGUCGAGAUGAACCUUUCAGCUACGGAGACAAUACUCGAUUUGGCGGUAUGCGGAUAUAUAUCUGUCGAGGGAUGGCUUAUGCGACAUCCAAGGAGAUAUUCAUACGAAGGCGAAACGGAUGAAUCUAUAUCUCUCCACUUGGAUCCCGAAUCCGCUUUAUUUGCCGAGACCGAGAAGUUGCAAGCGAUUACCAAGUGUCGUCGUCGGCCGGUAUGGCAGUUGUCGAGCUUGCCACGUAUUUUCACUGUUCUAGAAACACUGGCUGAUCAAGUUGAUUACUUCCGAAGCUCGGUACCUCGAUUCGAGGAACUUUUACAGCAACGUCGUGAGGCUUUCCAAACGGCUGACGCCAUUGUACCGAACCCAGGUUUUUUGCCAGCAUCUACCACGGGAGCCUCUAUACCAGAUCAAGCAAGUCAGGAUGGGUCCCGCGCAACAUCACCGCAGCGACCCAGUGCACUGGAAGGAUUCGCGCAAAGAAUACUGUCUGAAUUUGGAAGUCCAGGCCGGACAGGAAGCCCCCGUGGACGGAAAGAGACAAUUCGGGGGUCGAGCACGGGAUCAGGAACAUCGGGAGGGUACGGAGUUGUCUCACCAACUCCUAAGCCGAUGCCUCCACCUAAAGAAUUUCCUCUGAACUAUGACGAUCCGUCUAAGAGCGGAGUGGCACGAUCACUCUCGCCCGGAAGUCAGCAUUCCGGUAAAGACGGCGCCGUAGUUAACCAAGCCGCCGCAUUCGCAGCUGUCGACCAAGGAAUACUUGCCCGGCAAGUAAGCUUACCGGCACAGAAGAUCGAGCCGAUCCCAUUAGACUUCGAGCGGAAGAAUACCGAUAUCUCAACGGAUGCUGAUCGAGAACAAGGAGGCGAGGACGAAGGGAAACCAGACAACACAGAAGACCAACAUAGCGACAGUGAGAGCGAGGCCGCGAAUCAGUCGAUUGCUCCGACACCACCUGAGACACCACUCGAAGUAAAGACAGCUUCGGUCUCACAUAUCCUCACAAAUAUCAUCAUAUACCAACAAUUCUUAUUAGAGUUAGCGAGUCUAGUUCAGGUCCGGGCAAGUCUAUUCAAUGAGGUUAAGUUUGCUUAAGCGGCAGCACAGUCCAUCAACGCUGCUCACGACUAUCAUGGGUGACGACUACUUUCUCCAGCUCCUUCUCCCAGCGCAAGGGGAAUAUCAUAGGUACUUUGGCGGUGGCGGAGGCUAUUUUUGGCGGGGGUUGGAUGGGUUGGGGGAAAGUUGAGCGAUGCUUACGUGUCACGGGUCUACGAUGGGGUAUAAACUUUGUGAGAAGAGAGUCGAGGUUUCAUAAUAGUGUCUUAUCGAGCAGAGAGUUUUUGUCGCUUCUACGCUAGAUACCAUUUAUUCCAUUCAACGUCCUUGCUGAAUAAGGGACGGAGGCCAUACCAGUAUCAUUCAAAUGUACCUAAAUUACCUUGUUGUGCCCUCGCAUAUAGAUGACCUAUAAUUGUGGCCAUAUUCGUCGGGUUAGUAUUAUAUUAUUCCCUAAGGAGGCUAGGCAUUUUUAGGCAAUGAAAUAUACUGAGUAUAUUAGCGGGGUUUAUUGCCUACCUCUUCGAAGCUAG
Messenger RNA from Daldinia caldariorum, 3648 nucleotides. Its product is annotated as Retinoic acid induced 16-like protein-domain-containing protein. The transcript has 4 exons. The record is from RefSeq and is a predicted model, not a curated record. The coding region runs from base 269 to 3151 and encodes 960 amino acids. NCBI's taxonomy places the organism in Eukaryota, Fungi, Ascomycota, Sordariomycetes, Xylariales, Hypoxylaceae.